Messenger RNA from Propithecus coquereli (Coquerel's sifaka), 1794 nucleotides. It is a transcript of the gene SLC6A16, whose product is annotated as solute carrier family 6, member 16. The transcript is spliced from 12 exons. NCBI's taxonomy places the organism in Eukaryota, Metazoa, Chordata, Mammalia, Primates, Indriidae. Gene Ontology annotation, biological process: sodium ion transmembrane transport. The coding region runs from base 1 to 1794 and encodes 597 amino acids. The record is from RefSeq and is a predicted model, not a curated record. Gene Ontology annotation, cellular component: membrane.
AUGGCCCUGAAGGUGGAUGUCUUCCAGGUUUCGUCCCAGGCUCUAUCUUACCCACAUCAGAAUGUGGAAACACUCUCAAAGCUGAUAGCCCUGGGGAAACUGCCUCCUGAUGCCAGCCCCCCUGAGAACCUGGUUGAUAACCCAACCUCUGUCUACAAUAACUGGCUCAACAGCCUUCCCCAGCACAUCAAGAGCAUGGUCCUCAGUGAGGUGCCUGAGUGCAACACAGAGAAUCAGUUUAUGAAGUGGACAGUUCUCGCCAUCAUCAUCAUCAUCAUCAUCAUAUUUGAAAACAUGACCAUAGCUUGGGCCUAUGGCGCCAGGAGUGAAGAAGUACUGAAGACCCUAGACAAAGAUGAGCCAAAGGAUGAAGGCCCCUCGGAACGACCAUCCUGGGCCAAUAAAACUGAGUACCUUCUGGCCCAGGUGGGAUUCUCUGUGGGGCUGAACACCAUCUGGCGCUUUCCUUAUCUGUGUUUUCACAACGGAGGUGGCAGUUUUAUCAUCAUCUAUGUCCUCAUGCUGUUCUUCCUUGGAGUUCCUCUUCUCUUCCUGGAGAUGGCAGCUGGCCAGAGGCUGCGUCAGGGCAGCAUUGGUGUAUGGAAGAUCAUCAGCCCCUGGAUUGGUGGUGUGGGGUAUGCCAGCUUCACGGUAUGCCUCAUCGUGGGCUUGUACUACAGCAUGCUCAUGGCCUGGAGUCUCUUCUAUUUGGUUCAGUCUUUCCAGUCCCCACUGCCUUGGUCAUCAUGCCCCUCACUGAGGAACAGCAGUGAUUUUGAUCCUGAAUGUGCACGGACGACAUCCACCACAUACUUCUGGUACCGGAAAAUGUUGAAGGCCACAGAUGAAAUUGAGAUGGGUGGGCUACCAAUCUUUCAUCUCAGUGUGUCUCUCUUUGCGACCUGGUUACUUAUCUGCAUCUCCAUGAUGAAAGGGCCCAGGUCCAUUGGGAAGAUGCUGUAUGUCUUAGUUCUUCUUCCCUACUUCAUCCUUUUUGGUCUCCUUGCCCAGACUCUACAGCUGGAAGGUGCCAUUUUUGGUCUCAAGACUUUGUUAGCUACCAAGGUAACAGACCUGUACUCUAUGGAACUGUGGCGCUGGACAGGAAACCAGGUCUUUUUGUCCAUGGGCCCUGGCUUUGGCAGCUUCACUGCAAUCAGCUCAUAUGUCCCUCGGUCCAACAACUGUAUCAGUGAUGCCUUUGCUGUGGCUUUUCUCAACUUGGUCACCUCAAUGACUGCCACGUUGGCUAUGAAGGGUCCAGGUGUGACAUUUGUGGCAUUUACCAACCUCAUCUCUGUGCUUCCUGGACCCACCUUAUGGGCCAUCAUCAUCUUCCUGCUGCUGGUGAACCUGGGGAUGAGCACCAUGAUAGGGAUUAUUCAGGGCAUCAUUAUCCCUCUCCAGGACACGUUCUCUUCCCUCAGGAAACAUACGAAGCUGCUGACAGUGAGUGUCUGCGUGCCUAUGUUCCUGGGUAGCCUCAUUUUUGCAAGGCCCUCGGGCAGCUACUAUGUGAAUCUGCUGGAUGAUUACUGGUCAUCUCUGCCCCUCUUCUUCAUUAUCAUCUUGGAGAAUGUGUCCAUGGCCUGGAUCUAUGGGGCCAGGAGGUUUCUUGCAGACAUGACAAUCCUGUUGGGCCGCUCUAUCUCCCCCAUGUAUCGUCGGCUGUGGUCCUUUCUGUCUCCAUUUGUGCUGCUAAUCCUGUUUUUGUCCACCCUGGUUCAUCUUUGUGGGAAGGAUAUCACCUAUAUGGCCUGGAACUCAACCGCAGUGAGCCUCCCUCCCCAAUAG